UGAUCGGGAUCGAUAUCCUAUUCUAUACUGCACGGCAAAGAAGAAGGAUGACCACGAUUCGUCCGUUUGUUUGUGAAGACUUAUUCAGAUUUAACAAUGUGAAUUUGGAUCCAUUAACAGAAACUUAUGGUCUGCCAUUUUACAUGCAGUACUUGGCCAGAUGGCCUGAGUAUUUUCAGACUUGUGAAUCAGCUGGAGGGAAAAUUAUGGGAUACAUCAUGGGAAAAGCAGAAGGAGGGGGAGAGAAGUGGCAUGGUCAUGUGACAGCACUGACAGUGGCACCAGAGUUCCGUCGCCUGGGUUUGGCCAAGACUUUAAUGAAUAAUCUGGAACAGAUAUCAGAACAAAAAAAGUGUUUUUUCGUGGACCUGUUUGUGAGAGUGUCAAAUAAAGUAGCAGUUAACAUGUAUAGGAAGCUUGGCUAUGAUGUUUAUCGUACAGUGCUGGAAUACUACUCGGGUGAUGUAGAUGAAGAUGCAUAUGACAUGAGGAAGGCCCUAUCCAGAGAUAAAGAGAAGAAGAGUAUGAUCCCGCUGAAGAGACCAGUCAGACCAGACGAGCUGGAUUGACCAUGAGCCAGGUGGAUUACCAAGGAGACACAUUGCUAUGGAUACUGUUAGGGACAGCCGUUUUUGUUCUGGUUUCAGUUUUAUACAUUUUAAUCCGAGAACUUGGAAACCAGUUUUCAACCACUUUACCACCCCACCAAGAUCUGUAAGAUAAUUGUAUGUUUUUAAGGUGCAUCAGAUUCUUUGUGAUAUCUAUAGUGUUUGAUCAGCGUGUUAGACACGAUAUUGCUCUCAGAAUCAGGAUAAUUUUUGUGAUUGUAUACAGGAGCUGUUUAUUAUGGCUUCUGUGGUUUUGGUGGUAACAUGAUUGAUGAGUCUGUCUGUCUACUAAAAUCGACCACCUGUACUCUGUCAGAACCAACAGGCCAACAAGAAAUCCACUUAACCUCUACAUUCACAAAAAAACAUGGCAACUUGUUUCUUCUUAUGUUUGUUUUCACUAGCAUCUGAAUAGUCUACCUAAAAUGGUGAAACAUGAAGAAAUAUUACCAGAGUUCUAGGAUAGAAAUGGCAGACCCUAAUGGUAGUUCUUAUGUCAAAAUAAUUAUCAUGAAGUUAACUUAAUUUUUAAAAGGAAAAAAAAUCCAGUGAAUUUGUCAAAUUGUUUAUAUGUUUCAGGUAUAAUAUCUAUAGUUUAUAUGUCUCUAUGGUGACCCACCUGGUGUACUGUAGUCAAUUUGUAAAUAUAUUCUAUUAAAAUAGAAAUUGUACUAUACAUGUAUUUGUGUGACAUGAAGUAUGCAUGCAUUUUGAAAUGUUACAUCAUUUUUACUCUCUUUGUCCUGAUAGUAUAUUGUUAGAAGAAAAAAAAGAAUUAUUAAGACAGAAAGUAUAAAUGUAUGAGUAAUUUUUUUCUUAUUUAAAAUUAUCAUUAUCAUUUUCUUAAAGAUUUUUAGCACAUUCAUGGGGUAAAUUCUAGUUUGGUUUGAAUUCUAAAUGAAUGAAUUUAGGUGUCUCUUUUCAUGUACCAUUUAUUUACUUGUUAUAAAACAAAAAUGGUGUUAUGAUAUUCUACUCAUGUAUCACCGCAUUACAUAAUAUUCAUUAGACACCAAAAAAAAAAAUAGAUUGCAUCAAUCCUUAGUCAUAUUUUCAUUAUCCUCCGAUAAAAAAUCCAGCAGAAUACUUUUAUUCAUGAAAACAGUGGUGAAAUUGUCUGAUGUUUAAAUCUUUUUUUUUAUUGUUGGGGGGGGGGGGCAUAAAAGUGGAUGUACAUCUGUUUGUAAAAAGUUAUGUUUGAAUAAAUGGAGUGAAUAUAACUUUCCAAUGUAUUUUCAUUGACAAAACGAGAAGGGUAUGAAUAUUUUAUCUAAUCUCUUUAUUUUAUGUUUCUCUGUUAUAACAGGGGAAAGUUAACAAUUAACAGAUUAAGACCUAAUGUGAAAUAAAAAUCUGGAAAAAUUAACUAGUUUGAAUAGUAAACAUUAAAAGAAAUUGAAAGGUU
Messenger RNA from Saccostrea echinata, 2013 nucleotides. RefSeq names its product N-alpha-acetyltransferase 20-like. Bases 48 to 569 code for a protein of 173 amino acids. Gene Ontology annotation, molecular function: protein-N-terminal amino-acid acetyltransferase activity. NCBI's taxonomy places the organism in Eukaryota, Metazoa, Mollusca, Bivalvia, Ostreida, Ostreidae. Gene Ontology annotation, cellular component: NatB complex. Gene Ontology annotation, biological process: N-terminal peptidyl-methionine acetylation. The transcript is spliced from 6 exons. The record is from RefSeq and is a predicted model, not a curated record.